This is a messenger RNA of Cyprinodon variegatus (sheepshead minnow), 1302 nucleotides long. Its product is annotated as olfactory receptor 142-like. Gene Ontology annotation, biological process: G protein-coupled receptor signaling pathway. NCBI's taxonomy places the organism in Eukaryota, Metazoa, Chordata, Actinopteri, Cyprinodontiformes, Cyprinodontidae. The transcript has a single exon. The record is from RefSeq and is a predicted model, not a curated record. Gene Ontology annotation, molecular function: olfactory receptor activity; G protein-coupled receptor activity. Gene Ontology annotation, cellular component: membrane. Bases 54 to 1010 code for a protein of 318 amino acids.
GUGUUAGAGAAGCUCUCUUGCUCUAUAAAUGAUGGUAGAAUAAUUUUUACAGAAUGACGGUGAAUUCUACUCUAUCUUCUCUGUCUUAUUUCAUCCUUGAAGCGUACAUUGACUUGGGAACGCUGCAAUAUUUUUACUUUGCGAUCACUCUCACAGUGUAUACUGCCAUCGUUGUUGUCAACAUCCUGCUUAUUGUGUUGAUCUGUCUGAACAGGACCUUACGUGAACCCAUGUACAUGUUUCUGUGCAGCCUUUUUAUGAAUGAAGUGUAUGGCAGCUCGUCACUGUUUCCCUUCCUGCUGGUUCAGAUCCUCUCUGAUAUCCAUGCUGUUGCUGCUCCUUUCUGCUUCCUGCAGAUCUUCUGCUUUUAUUCCUAUGUAAACAUUGAGUUCUGUAAUUUAGCGAUCAUGUCCUAUGAUAGAUAUUUGGCGAUCUGCUGUCCUUUAAAGUACAACUCUGUGAUGACCUUUAGCAGAGCGGGUCUGUUUGUUGUCUUGAUUUGGUUGUACUCAUCAGUCAGGUGUAUCAUCAACAUUUGCCUGAGCCUCCGUCUAACACUUUGUGGGAAUGUCCUCAGCAGUCUUUUUUGUCAUAACUACCUGAUAGUGAAGCUGGCAUGUGUGGACACAGAACUGAACAACAUUUUUGGACUUUUUUCCACAACUCUUAGCGUGCUGGUCCCCCUGCUGCCCAUUAUUUACUCCUAUGCUAAAAUCUUAAGUAUCUGUUUCUCUGCUUCCUCCAAGAUGAGACAGAAAGCUGCCAGCACGUGCAUGCCUCACCUUGCUUCCCUCUUAAACUUUGCCUUCGGCUGCCUGUUUGAAAUCCUUCAGACCAGAUUCGACAUGACCAGUGUUCCCAAUGCGCUGCGGUUCUUUCUGUCUCUUUACUUUGGGAUCCUGCAGCCUCUCUUAAAUCCCAUCAUCUUUGGGAUGCGGAUGUCAAAAAUACGUAACAUCUUUAAAGAUUUCCUUCAUAAAAAAAAAACUGCUGAUAUUUUGAAAUGUUGAAAAUUAGGCUGUUCGGUCAUUUAGAGAAGGGAAAAGUUGGGGAAAGAAACAUCUUUUAUUUCAAAUCUCAGAUUGAGAUGAAUGAGCUGAAGGAGGGACAGUUUGUGUAAAACAAACUACAACAAUAAAAACCAACAAAGCAGCCGUCAGAGAGAUGCUGUCAAAAGUUUUUGUUGGACGACAGAAAUAAAGACUAUAUAUUUCUGAGUUCAGGCCCCACUCCCACAGACUACCACUCUGGGUCCCUGAGCAAGACCCUUAACCCCUGAUUGCUCUCUAGGCACCCCACGAU